Molecule: messenger RNA, 1846 nt
Organism: Ruditapes philippinarum (Manila clam)
Lineage: Eukaryota; Metazoa; Mollusca; Bivalvia; Venerida; Veneridae
Exons: 9
Coding region: 322-1752 (476 amino acids)
Cellular component (GO): cell surface; membrane
Source: RefSeq, a predicted model, not a curated record
AACAUAUGCGCAAAAAUUCCAAAAGGGCAAGAUACUUGUGACUACUUAGUCGAGCAAGUGCCACCAGUAAAGACAUGGAAAUCAAAAUAUAUUGUUGCUUCGUUCAGAACUAAACGACACUUUCGAAUAAGAAUCAUAUCAUCACAAGAUGCAAACAGAAUAGCAAUAGCAGGUACUGUACGCGCAACCCUUGACCGUGGUGAGUUCUACGAAUAUGUCAUUGAACAAGACUAUAUUGCAGUUGUUGAAGGAACUUAUCCAGUUCUUGUUGUUCAAUACAAUGAAAGGCAUGAUGUAGACAACGAUAUAGGUGACCCAUUUAUGGUUACAAUCCCAGCGGUAGAGCAUUAUUUAGAUGAAUACUAUUUCGAGACGCCGACACAUUUUAUAAGUCAUCACGGGUCAGUCAUCAUUCCCACCAACAAGGCCGCCGGUCUUCGCUUGGACGGUCGUGCUCUUAGCAGAUCAGAUGAAAAACGAACAAGUCUUACAAACGGCAUUCACACGAAUAGUUACAGUGUAAUACGAUUUGCAAUAAGCAGCGGAAAACACCAUAUUUCCCACAUUGAGCCUGGUGUCACAUUUGGUAUGAUACUGUAUGGAUAUAAACACAAGGACUCGUACGGACUUCCCCUUGGUUGGAAGAUGAAUGUCACAUCAAUUGUCGACGUUAGACUAGCUAAUAAUACAAGUUCCAAAUCUGGUGUUUUGGAAUUGCUCGUUGAUGGACACUGGACACAAGCAUGUAGUGGUAGCAUUGAUAUGAAUGUAGCAAAAGUUGUUUGUAAAACUCUCGGUUACGAUAAAUAUGGGUUGCCUCCUGGAGCAAUAUCAACAGUGCAGCAUAGAAGCUUGACGUCAUCGACAGGACUACGUCAUAUAAUAUGUACUGGACAAGAGCAUUCUAUCUCUGAAUGCAAAAUAAGUGAUAGAGAUAUAAGUAAAUGUCCAUCGUCAGAUAUUGUUGAAGUUAACUGUGCACCAGCAUUAAACAGUAUCAUUCAUACAUCUUGUUCUCCAAAUAACUGGAACGUUACGGUAGAUAUGGAAAAACUUAACUACAGAUUUCCAGGAUCGGUGUCGUCGGAUAUAUACCUUGGUGAUAAUACAUGUACAGGCAGACAGUCCGGUCAUCAACUGAUUCUUUAUCAUGACAUUCACGGUUGUUUUACAACAAAAACUGUGACGGACAAAGAAAUCAUGUUUACCAACCAGCUUGUUUAUGCCUUUCACGACCCUGAUUACUCUUUCAUCAUAAGGAGUUUUAAUUGGACAGUUGAUUUACACUGUCUAGUUCCAAGAGACCAAUUCGUUCACAGCAAUGUCACAUACACCAAUCAGAACAUUGACAACGCUAAUUCAGUACUGAAUACCAGUAGCCAUUACAAUAUUAGUACUCAUUUUUUCUCCGACCCAAACUUCAUGACGGCAAUAUCUGGAAAUCCAAUAAGAGUAGCAGUUGGUACAAAUGUGUUUGUUAAGUCAUUUAUCACUGACGUUGACUGGACCAUGAAGAUGAGGUUACAUACUUGUUACAUGACAAUACAAGGUGGAAAAUAUUACCUCAUUAAAAACGGGUGUGAAGUAGACACAAAUACUCAUCUCCUGUCACAGACUGAUCACGAGACGAAGUUUGUGUUUAAAGUAUUUGACACGACGAGUACGCAUGAUGUUUCCGUCAAGUGUGAUGCCAUACUCUGUGACAUGUCUGAUGGUAAAUCGGCACAACAGUGUUCCCAGCAUUGUACUUAAAUACAGAAAUAUGCAAUUGUGUGAUUAUUCCUAUUUGUAAUAAAGUGACUGUGUAGAAGUAAACUACAUGUAUCUUUCUUUAUAAAUUAUCAAA